UUUUUAUGAUUGUGAUAAAAUAGAGGGAGAAGAGGGGGAAGUGAGGAAGAGAGAGGUACUAGGGUUUUGGUUUUGGAACGAUUCUAUUCCGUUUUCUCGUGUUUCUUUGAUUUGCUUUUCCGGUUUUGCCGCAUUCGGAGCCGGAAAGAUCGGAUUUAUCGAUUUCGACUCUGCAUUUUCAGAUUUCUGACCACUUCUGCAUCUUUUUUCUCAAGGAAAUUGAUCUUUUUUUCGGCCAUUGAUGGGAGAAAAAUGGUUUUCCUUUACAUUUUUGAGCAUUUUAUAGCUAUUUCUUGAGAAAUCUGAGGUAUUUUCGUCAAUUGAUUUAUCUGGAGUACCGGUUUUUGUUGUUUCCAGACCGGUUCUCUCUAUUGAGAGAACCGGAUGCGUUCUCAACCAUCCGUAUAGUAGAAGACCCGGUUUGGGGUUUUCGGCCGGCAUUUAAGGCCAUUUUCCGUAGACUUCCGACGAAUCUGAGAUUUUUCGGACGGCAUUUUCGUGAAUUCCGAGAUAUUUGAGGGCAUGAAAGAAGGCCUCUUUUCUCGUAAAGAAGUGAAAGAAAAUCGUAACGCUUGAUCCGGUUUUUUUGAAAGCUGGAAUCUUGCCGGUUUGACCGGUUACUGACUGGCAGAUCCGACGGUUGAUUUCCUGUUCAGAUAUCGCAAGUACGCGUUGCCUUGUUAAUCACCAAACCCUAGUUUUCUCUUUUCCAAGAUGUGAAAAAAAAAAAAAAGAAAAAAAGAAAAAAAAGAGCAGCUUUCAUGAAUCUCACUAAUUUCUUGUAGAGGAAGAUUGGUUGGUGAGGUAGAGAUUGUUGUGUUUCAAUGUCAUUCAAAAGCAUUGUUCGGGAGCUGAGAGAGAUGAGAGAUGGGAUUGGGAGCAUGUCAAGGCGUGGGUUAGAAGGGAAGCCGUCGCAUAGCCAAGCUCGGUCGCUGACUGUGGCCACUGAUGGGGCUGGCUUCAUUGCUGUACCGGUUCAGCAGAGCCGCUGGGCGAAUCUGCCAGCAGAAUUGCUCCUUGAUGUGAUCCGGCGGCUCGAGGAGAGUGAGACAUCGUGGCCUGCGAGGAAGAACGUCGUAGCUUGCGCCUCGGUUUGCAGGUUGUGGAGAGAUACUACAAAGGAGAUUGUCAAGACGCCUGAGGAAUGUGGGAGGCUCACCUUCCCCAUUUCCCUGAAGCAGCCGGGGCCGCGGGACUCCCCGAUACAGUGCUUUAUCAGAAGGGAGCGAGCUACUUCUACCUACCGGCUGUAUCUCGGUCUGAGCCCUGCACUGCUGGGGGAGAAUGGCAAAUUGCUGUUUGCUGCCAGAAAGUUUAGACGUGCUACAAGCACAGAGUUUGUGAUCUCGUUGGCCUCUGAUGAUUUCUCCCGAGCAAGCAACACAUACAUCGGAAAACUUAGGUCAAAUUUUCUGGGCACCAAGUUCACAGUCUAUGACAGCCAGGCUCCGUAUUAUACUGCAAUUUCCUCAAAUAGCCAUCUGAAUCGAAGAAUCCAUUCCAAACAGGUAUCCCCAAGAGUACCUGCUGGCAACUAUAACAUUGCUACCAUCUCAUAUGAGCUUAAUGUCCUUCGGACAAGAGGCCCGAGGAGAAUGCAAUGCACCAUGCAUUCCAUCCCUGUCUCUGCAAUUCAGGAAGGUGGGACUGCCCCAACCCCGACUGGAUUUCAUCACUCCAUUGAGGAACAAUUCUCUGUUUUAUCAGUGACAAAACCCAAGGACCCAGUUGUGGAUUUUGGCUCUACAAGCCUCUCUGAGCCACUGCGUUCAAUCCAGGGCACCCGCGAGCCACUGGUUUUGAAGAAUAAAGCUCCUAGAUGGCAUGAGCAGUUACAGUGCUGGUGCUUAAAUUUCAGAGGGCGAGUUACAGUGGCCUCCGUCAAGAACUUCCAGCUUGUGGCAGCUGUGGAGCCUUCCCACCAGGUUUCAUUAGUGGAGCAGGAAAAAGUAAUCCUUCAGUUUGGAAAGAUAGGCAAAGAUAUCUUCACAAUGGACUAUCGUUACCCACUAUCUGCAUUCCAGGCAUUUGCAAUCUGCUUGAGCAGCUUUGAUACCAAGCCAGCAUGUGAAUGACUGAGCUAUUGCCUUGAACAGUCGCUUCUUUGGUUCCAUCACUGUCACUGAUGCUUUGCUUCCUCCAAAGCCGGUGCUGUAAAUAAAUUCUUCAAUAGAAGCUCUAUCUCUUCCAUCUGCCUUUUGUCAUCACUGAGUGUCUUAGCUGUGCAGGCAUUAGUUUACAUUUCGGCAUGAUGGCAGGGACUCAAGUUGUGUUGUAAGCUUCAUAUUUUGUUUAUCUUUGCAGAUGAAGGUAAUCUGCAAUCUCUCUUCCAAAUAUGUGGCAGUCUCUUUGCUGUAUUUCAUAUUUGAUUUUGUAGAGAUACAAUGGAAUCAUUUCUGUUGCUGAAAGAAUAUUAUUCAUUCCUUCA
Magnolia sinica is the source of this 2428-nucleotide messenger RNA. Its product is annotated as tubby-like F-box protein 5. Gene Ontology annotation, molecular function: protein binding. The record is from RefSeq and is a predicted model, not a curated record. The transcript is spliced from 4 exons. Lineage: Eukaryota; Viridiplantae; Streptophyta; Magnoliopsida; Magnoliales; Magnoliaceae. The coding region runs from base 825 to 2075 and encodes 416 amino acids.